Molecule: messenger RNA, 747 nt
Organism: Orycteropus afer afer
Lineage: Eukaryota; Metazoa; Chordata; Mammalia; Tubulidentata; Orycteropodidae
Gene: GRXCR2
Product: glutaredoxin and cysteine rich domain containing 2
Exons: 3
Coding region: 1-747 (248 amino acids)
Biological process (GO): sensory perception of sound
Cellular component (GO): microvillus; stereocilium base; stereocilium shaft
Source: RefSeq, a predicted model, not a curated record
AUGGAGGACCCUGAGAAGAAAGUGAACCAGAAGAGUGAUGGUAAACCCCGGAAAGUGCGGUUUAAAAUCUCCUCCUCCUACAGUGGCCGAGUGUUGAAGCAAGUCUUUGAGGACGGGCAGGAAUUAGAGUCGCCAAAGGAGGAAUACCCUCACAGUUUUCUCCAAGAGUCCCUCGAGCCAAUGGAUGGUGUUUACGGGUCUGGGGAAGCCCCCAAACCCCAACUGUACUCCCCUAAGCUGACUGCUCAAAGGAUCAGUGUGUUCAGGGAGGGCAGUGCCUACACUUUGGCAGGCAGCCCAUCUCUCUUCAACGAUUACAAGGUGAAUGACCAUAAGCCUCCACCUAUCAUAGAUUUUGGAAAGAUAAUCAUCUACACAAAUAACCUGAAGAUCAUUCGAAUGCCAAUGGACAAGAAAGAUUUCAUGAGGAAAAUUCUCCAAAAAGAGGAGGAAGCUGAGGAAGAGUUUCUUAUGAACAAAGAAGAAAACUAUAGAGAAAGCAACCAGAAUGAUGGGCCUUUGCCAGAGACAGAAAACACGUUCCCCAAUAGCCAGUAUGCACAGGAGGGGGAGCUUCCCGAGGACAACUGUUUUCACUGCCGAGGGUCGGGCAGUGCCACCUGCUCUCUGUGCCACGGCAGCAAGUUCUCAAUGCUGGCCAACAGAUUUAAGGAGUCCUACCGGGCCCUGCGGUGCCCUGCCUGCAAUGAGAAUGGCCUGCAGCCUUGCCAGAUUUGCAAUCAGUAG